AUGGCGACGGGGGGGUGCUGGUGGGACCGGAAGCUCAGUCGUGCAGAUUGGCACAACUUUGGACUCGUUGUGAAACGAACUGGAACCCGCCUCCCACGUACCAGAGGUCUCAAAGGCUCCACCUGCGGCAUUGACCGCUACGGCAACUCCCAGUACGGCCCGCUCGGUUAUUUCAACAUGAACCACAACCAUAAGCCAAUGCUCGAAAGGCACGACCAGCGACCGCGGCUCGCCCCGACUGAGCGCUCAAUGUGGGUGAACCGCGAUGCUGACAUAAGCGCGCUUGGAUUGCCACGUUCCGGCUACGACAGGCGCUAUCAGGCGCCAUCCUCACAUAAAUCCUCACCACCGCGAGCUCCCGCUUCAGACCAAGACAGGGAGGAAGACUCCGAUUGGUGUAGGAAGCCCUGUAUCAGACUCGACUACGAUGUGGACAUGCAGGCAUUCCGAUGCAUUCUCUACGUGUGGACAGCACCGGACGUCAAGUUCGGAACAUCGCAGACGCGCCAGGAGAGGACACCAAGUGCAAGCUUGGUGGGAGCCUCGCCAAAGGCAGAUGGCGCCGCGAAUCUAGGUCAGAGCAUAUUCAGCGGCAGUGUUCAACAGGUGCUGGAAGAGUUGGCGAAUGUGAAGAUGAAUUCGACGCAGGAGCCUGCAAUGAUGUCCAAAGACCUGCUUGGCCUCUCUGACUUCAUUGCAGGGCCAGAGAGAGCAGUCCUUCCAACCUUGUACAUACAGAAGGUUACCACGGAGCAGGCUGCGGGGCAGCAGGAGCAGAGGUUCGAGGCGCCUUCCAGUGUCUUUGAUUGGGGAUCCCUGGACCAACACAGGAUGGUCCGAUUCCCGACUCUUUUGGCCGGCGGUGCAGCAGGCUCUACUGCUCCCACAGCACUGGGUGCGGACCUCGGGCAUAGCAGCUUUGCUCAGCUCUCUGAGUCCUUUACGAAGCGUUUGGAAAUCAACAAGUUUGAGUGCUUACGGGAAAACUGUCUUGAGAUCUGGUGUCCAGCUGUUUGGGCACAGUGA
Symbiodinium necroappetens is the source of this 1026-nucleotide messenger RNA. Lineage: Eukaryota; Dinophyceae; Suessiales; Symbiodiniaceae. The record is from the annotation of a GenBank genome assembly.